AUGGCAGAGACAUCAAACACCACGCCGGCGGGCGACGUAGGCCGCGUCGCCUUCAUCCCGCUCGAGGCGAACCCGCAGCUGAUGAGCGACCUGCUGCACAAGCUGGGCCUGUCCAAGGAGCUGGGCGUCCACGACGUGUACAGCCUCCACGACGCAGACUUGCUCGGCUUCAUCCCGCGGCCCGCUCUCGCCCUGCUGCUCGUCUUCCCCGUCUCCGCUGCGUACGAGAGCUACCGCCUCGCCGAGGACGCCACCCUGCCAGAGUACACCGGCAAGGGCGACAGUGAGCCCGUCGUAUGGUUCCGCCAGACGAUCCGCAACGCCUGCGGCCUUAUGGGAUUGCUGCACGCCACGGCCAACGGCCCCGCCAGGGAGUUCGUCCAACCCGACUCGGACCUGGACAAGCUCCUCAGGCAGGCGGUGCCCCUCCCGCCGGACCAGCGCGCCAGGCUCCUUGAGACGUCGCAGUCGCUGGCGCAGGCGCACCACUCGGCGGCCAGCCAGGGCGACACGGCGGCGCCGCAGGCGACCGACGACGUCGACCUGCACUACGUCUGCUUCGUCAAGACGGGCGACGGCACGCUGUGGGAGCUCGACGGCCGGCGCAAGGGCCCGCUCGAGAAGGGCAAGCUGGACGCCGGCGAGGACGUGCUGAGCGAGAAGGCGCUCGCGCUGGGCCCGCUCAAGUUCCUCGACAGGGCGGGCGAGGACCUGCGGUUCAGCGCUGUGGCUCUGGCGGGUAGUGUGGAUUAG
Messenger RNA from Diaporthe amygdali, 753 nucleotides. Its product is annotated as ubiquitin carboxyl-terminal hydrolase. Gene Ontology annotation, biological process: protein deubiquitination; ubiquitin-dependent protein catabolic process. Gene Ontology annotation, molecular function: cysteine-type deubiquitinase activity. Bases 1 to 753 code for a protein of 250 amino acids. Gene Ontology annotation, cellular component: cytoplasm. The transcript has 2 exons. The record is from RefSeq and is a predicted model, not a curated record. NCBI's taxonomy places the organism in Eukaryota, Fungi, Ascomycota, Sordariomycetes, Diaporthales, Diaporthaceae.